This is a messenger RNA of Homarus americanus (American lobster), 3261 nucleotides long. RefSeq names its product E3 ubiquitin-protein ligase TRIM50-like. Gene Ontology annotation, molecular function: zinc ion binding. NCBI's taxonomy places the organism in Eukaryota, Metazoa, Arthropoda, Malacostraca, Decapoda, Nephropidae. The transcript is spliced from 4 exons. Bases 91 to 1020 code for a protein of 309 amino acids. The record is from RefSeq and is a predicted model, not a curated record.
AGGGAAACUACGUAUCUCAGUAUAAACAAAACAAGUCUGGAGUAGUUCAUUCCUUACUGUGCUGUAGGGGAAGGAGGAAGAGCGAGGGUAAUGGAGGAGCUGACAUGUUCGGUGUGUUCGGAAAUGUUCGAGGGUGGGUUGAGGGAGCCCGUGGUACUACCUCAGUGCGGCCACACCUUCUGCCGUCCCUGCCUCCUCAACCUGCAGUCCAUGCACAACGUCCUUAGGUGUCCCGCUUGCAGGAGGAAACACAAGGGCGCCUCUGUGGAACACCUUCCCACCAACUUCACCGUCCUUAACCUCGCCGCAGCCCACACACAGUUUCAGCAGGAAAGCGAAGCGUGCCAGAGCCACGGUGAUCCUGUAAGGCUGUGGUGCCGCUCGUGCCAAGAGUCAUUGUGUGGACAGUGCCUCUUCGAGAGGCACAUGGCUGACGCCCACCACGUGAUCAAGAUCCAGGAAGUGGUGCAGGAGAAGAAGCAGACAUUAGAACGACAGACGACUGAGCUGCUGGACAACGUGGAAGAGGAGAGAGCCAGCCUGGCCAGGGAGGUGCACGGUAUCGCCCACCACCUGGCCUGGGUACACACCAGGAGUACUACCCUCACCAAGCAUAUCAAAGACGUACACAGGAUCUUGAAGGGUGUGAGGAAGACAACGCGUAUGGAAGCAGUAUUAACUAAUGAGAAUAGCUUAGAAAGUUUGUCCACCCAGCUGGGGAGAGGGGCCUGUGAUGACGUCAGAGGACACGCUGACGAUGUGCAGGCGGCGACAAACAGACCACCAACACCACUGACGGUUGAUUAUUGUAACACCAGUCAAACUGAUCCCUAUUACGGCACCCCUGGUAGCCACAAUGAGAACAACAAUCGCCACUUAGACACUAACGAUAACCCCAAACGAAGCCUUAAGUUAGUUGACAAGGAAAACAACAUCCGGGCACCAAAGUCGGUCGUAGACGAGGACUGUGAGGUGAGUACAGACGAGGAAGACCGUGGUCAGAGACCUCACAACAGAUGAAACAAGGCUGACACUGACCAAGACCAGGAUGAUAGUCAGGUGUCAGCUACAGAGAGCGGGCCGAGGAUGAGGCCAGGGGGUGAGGCGGCGGUGUGGCCGUUGACUGGUGGUGGUCCUGCAGGAGCCUCGCCCUGGCCACUUAUCGACUGGCAACACUUCUGUUAUCAGUUACCAGUGGUACAACUGCUGGUGCCUCCGGAGAAGCCCGAGGUGUUCCUACAGCUAGGUGUGAGAGACAAGAUUCUUGGCCGAGUUCACAUCCGUCUGUGGGGACACCUGCGCCGCGCCCAGCACUUCCUGGCCUUGUGUCUGGGUACAUUCGGUCCCACCUACAAAGGAUCAAGGUUCUCCAACGUCGCCAGGAAAGGAGAACCUGGGGAGAGUUUAGUCGGCGGCCAGUACAGGACGGAGGACGGCGGUACCAGAUCCCACGGCCUGCUUGAGGGCCUGGAAUGGCGGGGGCAGUACUCUGGCCCAGUGAAGGAGGGGGUGUUAGGGGGAGCCAGUGACGGGGACCCGACUCUCGAGUCCUUCUUUGGGAUCUGUACUCGAGACUAUCCCAAUGGUGAGUAUUACUGUCCCUUUGGGGAGGUGGUGGCCGGGAUUGAAGUGGUACACAGGGCCGUCUCUCAGGACCCAGUGAGUGACGUCACUAUCACUAACAUCACGUGGGGAGACUCAGAUUGUUAACACCACAUCUCUGUUACUCGCGUCCAUCAGUCAACAGAUAAUGCCGUACAGCACAGUGUUCCUAUAGUAAUAACGAGUCGAAACGUUAAUCAAUAAAAUGUAUAAGUUAUCAACACACGACACAAGACACUCUUCACGAAACAUUGUAGAAUCAUCUAAUACCACUCUACCACAACCACUCCUUACCUACAGCGCCAUGUACUAAUCAAAUCCCAGCGUCUACACUCAAGAUACUGGUAUAAAUGUUCUUCUCCCCAAUCUUUCUGAACAAGUGGCUGGAAUCCCGACCAGAGACAUACACAGGUAAAGGAACAGCAGACACUCGAAAUAAAGGAUCACCUGAGGAUUACUCCCCAGUUUAUUUCACCUUAAGAUUAAUCACCCUAACUUAACCUAAUCUAUCAUAACUACUCUAACAAGACAUAAAAAUCUAACCUAACCCUCCUAAGUAAGUUUAAUGUGUUUUAUAAUUAUCAGUUGAAAUAAGCUGGCAGGGCUAAUCUUCAGAUGAUCCCAAACAAAAUACGGGUCGUAAUGUUCCCUUCGGCCUCAUUAAGUGCCGCCAUACCUGCCAGUCGACGCACUGCCUGUUAGCGUGUCAAGUUACUUAAUAUUUUUGUGUCAGUUAAUUUCAUCAAUAUUGUUUUCCUGACUAGCAACACAUCGUUAAUGAGUAUGAUUAUUAACACUGUUUUUUUUUUCAAAGGUGCCUUGUAAUUUUGGUCAUGAUUAUGAAUUAGUCAAUCAAAGUUACUUGUGAAAUUAGUCCUCUUAAAGUUAAUUAUAAAUAUCACUGAAGAAUUCAAUAAAAUAUUUGUACAAUCAGAACAGUGAGCAAAGGAGUAUAUAGAUUAAAGUAGUUCUCUUUUUUUUAGACUCAUAUGUUGAAAGUCAUUCAUUGUACAUGAUGGUUCGUUGCCGUACGACCGACCAUAAGCAAACCACCAUCCUAUGACCUCAAUAACUUACUUGGUUAAUCACAGAGCUUGUCUUUUAUUAAUGUUAUUCAGUUAUCAACCAUCAACACAAACCUUAUGGGAUGUUUACAACGUCCCUUGGUGUCUGUUUUAGGUCGCUUAGGGGGUAGGGAGUCACUCGUCCAAAACGUCGCUCGCUACUCCAUUUCUUCUGCAUAUUGUCUACCAUGACUUGUAGGCGGAACUGUACACACCGAUGUCUUGACCGUGCAACUUCAAGAGAACGUAAACACAAACAUCAAGGGACUUUGUAAACAACCACUAGUACUUUGUUUUCCUGUUGUUGUAGCUUCCAUGUAGCUUAUUUGCUACAGUAUUUUUAAUUUAAUGUAGUCAAUAAAAUUCUAAUAUUAUACUUUUAAUCUAAUGUAAUCCAUACAAUUUAAUAACAUUGGUUGUUGAUCGUCAUAAAUUGAAAAUAUAUACAUGUUUUAAAUUUAUUAGAAGGUUCAAAUAAAACAUGAAUAUUCGAUGUAUUUCAAUGGUACCUUCACCAUCUGGGGUUGAACCAGCUAGCCUGCUCACACCCGCCAGUGCGUCUCCUUCAACCAAACACUGCAGCCAGGGACGGCCA